UACCCCAUUCAUUCUAGUUCAAAACCCGACGGCGGACGGUACACACACGCACACCGCGUAAAUAGUUACGGCGCGCCGCUAACAGUCCGCGACGGUGCGAUUUUAGUUUUAAGCUCGUAAAAAAACAAUACACACGCGUGCGCGGGCGUGCAAUAUUACGUGCAUGCAUCACGUUAAAUUUUAUACAAAGGAAAAUAAACGCACGUGACAACGGGUCCGCCGCAAAAAUCUCCUCGUUUACGGUCAACGUUUUAUCAUAUCGGUUUUUAAAAAUAAUGUGAACACACAUCUUCGUCGUUCAUUCGAUUUGCGUGUAUUGUUUUUUUUUUUUUUUUAUAUAUGUUUGUUUUUUAAAUAGGUCUGCGGGUGUUUUUUGUUUCUUAUCAGACCUCCCGAGUCGGCUUUUGUUUUUGAAAUUUAAAUUACCUUUUUUUAUCGCUCGCGCAAUAAAAAUUUACGGUGUGCGUUCGAAAAACAAUGCGCGCACCUCUGGGACCAGGAAAUUCCAUUUGAAACGUCAUUGCCGUUCUAUCUUUGGAAACUAACGAAUUCCGACCGUGCCUUACCUAUUUACCUACGAUCGCCUAUUAUAGGUACCUCUACUCAUCAAUACUUCACACGGCAUUAUCCUUGACUUAAACGAUGGGAGACAAAUCUCGCAAGAAUAGUGUCACUCAGGACGUGGAGGCUGCUAAUGGAACAACAGAACAACAACAACAGGUGGAGGCCGUGGCCAAAGCCGUGCACGGCCACCCCGUAUCUGAACAUCCGACUACGUAUUGCGAGACGCUUAUGCAUCUCUUAAAAGGGAACAUCGGUUGUGGUAUGUUGGCCAUGGGAGAUGCAUUUCGCAACGGAGGCCUCUUGAUGGCGCCAAUUCUCACAAUUUUUAUUGGAACCGUGUGCAUUUACAACAAUCACAUACUGUUAAACGUCGCCCAUAAACUGAAGAGCCGACUGAAACUCGAACACUGUCCGACAUUUUCGGAGACUGUUGAACUGUCCUUCGCAACUGGACCCAAGAGCUUGCAGAAGCACGCAGACCUGUUCAGGACCACGGUCAACGUAUUUGUCAUAAUCACUCAAUUGGGAUUUUGCUGCGUGUACAUAUUGUUUGUAUCCAACUCCAUUAAACAGUUUUGCGACGAAUACGGAACCGUGCUGGACAUCCAUAUCCACAUGAUAUUCGCUUUGGUGCCCAUAAUGUCAUGCGCCAUGAUCAGAAAUUUAAAAUUCAUCGCACCCUUGUCAACGGCCGCCAACAUAUCGAUGGCCAUUGGACUAGGAAUCAUUCUUUCAUACUGUCUAGUCGACUUACCGACUCUCAAUUCCAGAACAGCUGUGGCUCAUUGGUCACAAAUACCCCUGUUUUUCGGCACGGCCAUUUAUGCUUUCGAAGGCAUCAGUCUAGUAUUGCCCCUGCAAUUGGAAAUGAAAACACCCAAUAGAUUUGCGUCUACCAUGGGAGUGUUGAACGUUGGUAUGACUAUUGUGACAUUUAUCAUAUUAACCAUGGGCUUUGUGGGAUUCUGGCGGUUCGGCGACGACGUCAAAGGCAGUCUCACGCUUAACCUCCCACCUACUCUCAUCCUUUCAAAAAUUGUAGUCGGUCUAAUGGUAUUUGCAAUCAUCUGCACAUACACAUUGCAGUUUUAUGUGCCAGUCGCUAUCUUAUGGCCGUCGGUACAAGAAAAAUACGGACCGUUCCAAUCACCCGCCCUCGCCGAAUACCUCUUGCGCGCCGCAUUAGUAUUUGCUACAUUUUUAGCGGCAGAAGUGAUACCUCAUCUAGCAUUGUUCAUAUCGUUGGUUGGAGCCAUAGCCAGCACAUUCUUGGCUCUAAUAUUCCCGCCCAUAUGCCAUAUGGUUGUCUGGAAAGACGAAGGAUUUGGAGCAUUUAAUUGGAAACUCCACAUGGACAUAAUUACCAUAGUCUUAGGCCUGUUAGGAUUCGUAACUGGUACAUACUUUAGUUUACACGACAUUAUUGUUGCGUUUAGCAAAGAUUUUGGUUUUCAUUGAUCAAAAUGGAUGCAAAUCUCAAUCACCUAAUAGACUUAGUAAAUGCACUGUUAUAUUUUUAAAUAUUUUAUUAUUAUGAUCUAUAUAUAUUAUAUUGUUGAGUU
Messenger RNA from Melanaphis sacchari, 2126 nucleotides. RefSeq names its product proton-coupled amino acid transporter-like protein CG1139. The record is from RefSeq and is a predicted model, not a curated record. The coding region runs from base 643 to 2022 and encodes 459 amino acids. NCBI's taxonomy places the organism in Eukaryota, Metazoa, Arthropoda, Insecta, Hemiptera, Aphididae. Gene Ontology annotation, biological process: amino acid transmembrane transport. Gene Ontology annotation, molecular function: amino acid transmembrane transporter activity. Gene Ontology annotation, cellular component: vacuolar membrane. The transcript is spliced from 9 exons.